UUAUUGAAUCUUUGGGGAUUAUUAUUUAUAAAGCACUGGACUAUGGUUUGAAGGAGAGUGAAGAGAGGGAAUUGAGCCCUCCCCUCGAGCAGCUCAUCGAUCACAUGGCCAACACGGUAGAAGCCGAUGGUAGCAACGAUGAGGGCUAUGAGGCUGCAGAUGAAGGCCUGGAAGACGAAGACAAUGAAAAGAGGAAGGUCUCAGCUAUUCGGUCAUAUAGAGAUGUCAUGAAGUUAUGUGCUGCUCAUCUCCCAACUGAAUCAGAAGCGCCAAAUCAUUAUCAGGCAGUAUGUCGUGCACUAUUUGCAGAAACAAUGGAGCUACACACAUUUCUGACCAGAAUUAAGAGCGCGAAGGAGAAUCUUAAGAAAAUUCAAGAAAUGGAAAAGCGUGAUGAAUCUAGCACAGACUUGGAGGAGCUGAAAAAUGCUGACUGGGCACGAUUCUGGGCACAGGUGAUGAGGGAUUUGAGGAAUGGGGUAAAACUUAAGAAGGUCCAAGAGCGGCAGUAUAACCCUUUGCCCAUUGAAUAUCAGCUCACCCCUUAUGAGAUGCUAAUGGAUGACAUUCGGUGCAAAAGAUACACUUUGCGAAAAGUGAUGGUGAAUGGUGAUAUUCCCCCUCGGCUAAAAAAGAGUGCUCAUGAAAUCAUCCUCGACUUCAUCAGAUCAAGACCUCCUUUAAAUCCAGUCUCAGCCAGAAAACUGAAACCAACCCCACCACGGCCACGGAGCCUCCAUGAAAGAAUAUUAGAAGAAAUUAAAGCAGAAAGAAAGCUGCGCCCUGUCUCACCAGAGGAGAUUAGACGUAACAAAUUAUAUGUACCUACCCCUGAAUCUCCGAAGAAUGUUGUGGAAUCAUCUGUAGUGAAUGGAGGUUUAACAUCACAAACAAAAGGAAAUGGGUUAAGUGCGGCACAGCAGGUGCCUGUGCAGCGGAAGAAGCUCCUCAAAGCCCCCACCUUGGCUGAACUGGACAGCUCCGAGUCAGAGGAGGAAACUCUGCACAAGUCGUCCAGCAGCAGCAGCGUGUCUCCCUCCUUCCUGGAAGACGCAGUACUGGAGGCGGCAUCCGCCAGGAAGAAGCCUCCAAAAUUCUUGCCCAUAUCAUCAACACCGCAGCCAGAGAGAAGGCAGCCACCCCAGAGACGACAUUCCAUUGAGAAGGAAACGCCCACUAACGUGAGGCAGUUCCUGCCACCGUCGCGGCAGAGCUCCCGCUCUCUCGAGGAGUUCUGCUACCCAGUGGAGUGCCUUGCUCUCACUGUGGAGGAAGUGAUGCAUAUUCGCCAGGUGCUGGUGAAGGCGGAGCUGGAAAAAUACCAACAGUAUAAAGAUGUCUACACUGCCCUGAAAAAAGGAAAGCUCUGCUUUUGUUGCCGAACCAGGAGGUUUUCCUUCUUCACCUGGUCUUAUACCUGUCAGUUCUGUAAGAGGCCGGUGUGCUCACAGUGUUGCAAAAAGAUGCGGCUGCCUUCCAAGCCAUACUCCACUCUUCCUAUCUUUUCGUUGGGACCUUCUGCCUUGCAAAGAGGGGAAAGCUGUGUGAGGUCAGAAAAACCCUCUACCGGCCACCAUCGGCCACUUCGGAGCAUUGCCAGGUUCUCCUCAAAAUCUAAGUCUGUGGACAAAUCAGAUGAAGAACUCCAAUUUCCCAAAGAGCUGAUGGAGGACUGGAGCACCAUGGAGGUGUGUGUGGACUGCAAAAAGUUCAUUUCGGAAAUCAUCAGUUCAAGCCGGCGCAGCCUGGUGUUGGCCAACAAAAGAGCCCGAUUAAAAAGGAAAACACAGUCUUUCUAUAUGUCCUCACCAGGCCCCUCGGAGUACUGCCCUUCAGAGAGGACGAUCAAUGAGAUCUGAGCCUCGUGCCUUUCGGUUGCUUUUGUGUUCAGAGUCGGCAUCAGUGCACGAGAACACUGAACCGGACUGUCUCUCCCUUCCAUGGUUUUAUUUAAUAGGCUUGAAUUUGCAUUAGAUCAGAUUCUUUGCUGCAUCACAUUGUUCCACAGACUGAAUGCUGUGUUUAUAUCGAUUGAUGAUACGUGACAGGUCAGCCAAUUGCUCGUUUGCACUGAGAGAGGACAGUAGUUUGAAACUUGCUUUUGUGUGUCUGUGGGCUUUGGAAGCCAGAAACUUUUUCCUUAGUUCAGUUUUUUAUUGUUCCGCGAAUAAUUUCCUGACUAAGGCAAAAAGCUUCUCCUAUGAGAAAUCAGCCUAACGGAGGUGUCGAUGUUAGCACAGUCCUAAGCAGUAAGUCAUAUUGGCAUUUCCACGCGACAGUGUUUCUACCCCAUGUACAUAGUGAUCCGGAGCCCUGCCACACACCCGGGACCUGGAGGCGGGCCAGGCUGUUUAUCGUCUUACGGCACAAAACCUAGAAGGAUUCGCUGACGCUAUCAACUGAUCUUUAAGUUAUUGUUGCUCUGAGAUAAAAAUUACACAAGGGACUUUACAUCUGCAUUCUAGUGCAAAACAUCUGAAUGAGCCGCACGCCCACCUGGGUGGCUGUUUCCUCUGAGCUGCCGUGUUUGUCCCGGUGCCAUGGAUCAGAGUCUCCCAAGUGGGGGACAGGCUUUCAUUCCCUUUCUUGAAUGUAUUACGGUUACUAAUAGUUUUAUAACGAGUGUCUAAGAAUUAAAGCUUUGUGGGAGCCUCAGGACAAAGGAAGGCUAAAGACUUGGCAAGAAGUGCGUGUAUUUGUUAACUGCGAGGAGGGCUGCGGCGGCGUAGGUGCCAGCUGUCGGCCGCGCUGCGGGACGGGAGCUGGAGCUCGUGAUUCUCAGCUGUGUUUUUCAUAACUUUAUAGUGCAGCCAUCAUGACUAAAUUAAGCCACAAUUUGGUAUCUAAGGUCUCAAACUGAAAUUUAUUUUUAUAAAUGAAUUUUAAAAGAAAAA
Messenger RNA from Propithecus coquereli (Coquerel's sifaka), 2894 nucleotides. It is a transcript of the gene SPIRE1, whose product is annotated as spire-type actin nucleation factor 1. Gene Ontology annotation, biological process: polar body extrusion after meiotic divisions; actin filament network formation; actin filament polymerization. The transcript is spliced from 14 exons. Gene Ontology annotation, molecular function: actin binding. The coding region runs from base 105 to 1859 and encodes 584 amino acids. NCBI's taxonomy places the organism in Eukaryota, Metazoa, Chordata, Mammalia, Primates, Indriidae. Gene Ontology annotation, cellular component: cell cortex; cytoplasmic vesicle membrane. The record is from RefSeq and is a predicted model, not a curated record.